CCCCCUCCUCUUCUACGCCCCCCUCUCGGACGCCGCCGAGAAGAUGCUUGGGAGGAGUUCGUCGUCGUCGUCGUCGUCGCCGUUGUCGUCAUCUUCGUCGUCGUCGUCGUCGGUCGUCGUCGGUGUUUGUCGUCGGCCGUUGUCGUCGUCGUCGUCGUCGCCAUCGUCGUCUUCGUUGGUGUUCGUCGUCGUCGUCGUCGUCGUCGAUCGUCCGUGUUCGUCGUCGGUGUUCGUCGUCGGUGUUCGUCGUCGGUGUUCGUCGUCGGUCGUCGUCGGUCGUCGUCGUCGUCGGUCGUCGUCGUCGUCGUCGUCGACAGCCGCCGCUCCUCCGCGCACUGCCCCCCGGAGGCCUGGCACGUCCUCCGCGCCGAAGGGCCCCAGGCCCGGCCGGCCUCCCCCACGGGCGGCGGCGGCAUGGCCGCGCUCGGGCGCCCGGCGGUCGACCCGAGGACUCGCUGGCUGCGGCGAGCGCUGGGGUCGAGCCGGCUGGCGCACAGGAUGUGCCCCUGGCUGGAGCAGGACAUCGUCCAGCUGCGGGCGCAGCUCGAGCAGCGUCGUGAGGCCUACCGCGAGGGGUGCCGCAGGUUCCGCCGCGGCGAGAACUUCAGCGCGGGCCCCGAGAGGUGGGGCGUGCGCAAGUUCGGGCAGGAGCGGGACUCCAUGCGGCUGGAGGAGCGCAAGAUCCGGAUGCUGGAGGACCGGCUGGAGUCCCUCCGGCAGCGCUUCCGGCGGCACUGCGGCGGAGGCCGGCCCGGAGAGCUGCCGUGAGACGAGCGCGCCCCCGCCGACCGUCUGCAGGCUUCCGAGCGUCGCGAAAAAGGAAGAACGGCACCG
Messenger RNA from Prorocentrum cordatum, 834 nucleotides. NCBI's taxonomy places the organism in Eukaryota, Dinophyceae, Prorocentrales, Prorocentraceae. The record is from the annotation of a GenBank genome assembly.